GAAGCCAACCUCACGAAUCACACGUCUCUUCUUAUAUAUGCUUAAUUUCUUUGUUCUCUCUAUAUAUUAUUAAUAUUGCAUUGUGUUUCAGUUUUAACUUUCUAUUUGAAACUAGCUAGCUAAGCAUGGACGUGAUCACAAGCAUGGUAGCUGAAAAGCCGGUGGUGAUAUUCAGCAAGAGCACAUGUUGCUUGAGCCACUCCAUGACAUCACUGAUACGUAGCUUUGGCGCAAACCCCACCGUUCACGAGCUCGAUGAAAUGGCGAAUGGGCAGCAGAUUGAGAGUGCAUUGCUUCAAAUGGGGUGCCAACCAAGUGUUCCUACUGUGUUCAUAGGACAACGGUUCAUAGGUGGUUCUAAGAAAAUUAUGAGCCUGCAUGUCAGGAAUGAAUUAGUUCCAUUGCUCAAGAAUGCCGGGGCUAUAUGGAUUUAAUUAAGACCAAAGCGAUAGUUUCUAAAACCAAGAUUAUUAUAGUAGUUGCGUUUUAGAGCUGAAUAAGAUGGUUUUGUUUUGUAGUCAUGAUUAUGAUGUUAGUUAAUUAAGAUGAUUUUGUAGUCCUGCUACGUGGUUACGAUGUUGUACUAUAGUAUAUACUAUAUAUGCGGCCUAAACUUUUACUUUCUUUUCCAUUUCUUUUCUUUCCUCUUCUCUUCAAUGGAAUGCAUAAUAUGAAAUAUGAAUGAUGCAGAAUGAAUAAUUAACA
Glycine soja is the source of this 705-nucleotide messenger RNA. RefSeq names its product monothiol glutaredoxin-S6-like. Lineage: Eukaryota; Viridiplantae; Streptophyta; Magnoliopsida; Fabales; Fabaceae. The transcript has a single exon. Bases 126 to 434 code for a protein of 102 amino acids. The record is from RefSeq and is a predicted model, not a curated record.